GUGUCUGUGUGUGAGUGACUGUGUGUGUUCGCGUGUAUGUGUGUGUAGAUCAUCCCCCCAGUCGAGUCCGGGACUUAAGCCACGCCGGUCCAGUACACGACGCAAGUCACGCCUGUUUUUUUUCCCCCAUUUAUUUAUUAAUGAAAUCGAAGCCAGAAAUUGAAUUAAAAGAAAAAAAAAAAACGGAAAUCAGAGGACAAGAGGAAACUCUAUAAUAAAUUGGUGUACAUGUGCUAGGGUGUGUGUGUGUGUUGUCGUUUAAUAAGUGCAUAAUUGUGUCAGUGAAAGAAGAAAAAAAAAGAAUUCAAAUUCAAAGAUGGCCAUUAAGAUGUACUGAAAAAUUAGUACGUGAUUAGUUGUUGGAAAAAUGGCGGCCAUCAAGCAUAACGGGUUAAGCCAUCAGGGCAGCUGUAGCAACAGCAGCAAUGGUAGUAAUAAUGGUAGCGUGAUGAGUGAUUGUCAUGUUACGGCAGAUGGAGAUUCGUCGCCUGGAUUUGAAUGGGUCGGCGCAUCGUGCGGCCACCACGGCACCUACACCUUUUACAAGGCGGUCAAAUUAUCUACAUCGAUGCAUCGACGUGUCCUCGCAUUGGGCGAUUUCUUCUUUGUUAAAAUGUGGACAGAUCAAGAAAUCGUUUCAAUCGGUGAACUGCAAUUAUUGUGGGAGGACGACAAAUUUCCCGUACACAACAACGGCCAUCAUCAUCACAAUCAACCAUCUUCAUCGCCGCUGGCCAGUCUCAAGCUGUACUUUUUGCCUGAAAACACUCCGGAUGGACGGCACGAAGAACAUGGAGAGGAUGAGGUAGUUUCUAUAUCGGAGAAGGUCGUUUUGAAAAUUUCGGAUUUGGCGACAUGGCUCGUUGACGAUGUCAAAUGGGAGAAAGGCGCUCCUUCCGUGUGGGAGCGCCAGUGCCCUACUCCGCCGCCGUCUCCACCGGAUUCGCCUGACGCGGCAGAUGCGACGGAAGGAGCGGCCAUUCCGCCUACCGGGGCUAAUAUCGGUGUGCUGGACAUGCGCGACGUCAUCAAGGAGAAACAAUCUAUCGGUGAUGCAACUGGAUCGUCAAACGUUCUCGUCCUGAGUUAUCCGGCUUACUGUCGCUAUCGGUCAACAUUAAAGCGACUGGAAGGACACAACCAGACGGAUUACAUGCGCCAAGCCGUUGUGGAAGCCAUCGGAGGACGGGCAGCUCCGUGUCCCAAUACACGCGUUGUCUUUUGUAAAGAUACUUUUGACUACCCAGAACUCGAAGAUCAUGAACUCUUAUGCAACCAUCUCGCACCGAAAUGGAAGGGCCGUCCCAGGAAAAUGCUUAAAAAGCGAAGUCAUUCGCCCGGCUCGGAAUCGAACGAGUCUGAAUCGUCCGUCAGUACCGUUACCUCUUCGUAUAGGAGUAAAGAUUCGCCCAUGAAGCCCGGAAUUCGAAAUGUUCCUACUCCGUAUCGAGCUGGUGACAGACCCAAGGGGGAACAAGUAUUUAUGCAGAAAUUACACAAAUUCAUGGCCGGACAAGGAACACCUAUUGGCCGAUUGCCCAGCCUAGGAUUCAAACAACUCGAUUUGUUCCUGUUUUACACGAAAGUGCAGCGAGCGGGUGGCUAUGAAGCGGCCGUGGCUAAUAAACAAUGGAAAGGCAUUUACAUUGAAUUAGGCGGGCAUCCUAGCAACACUAGCGCCGCUACUUGCACUCGACGACAUUAUGAAAAGUUACUGCUACCCUAUGAACGAUAUGCCACGUCCUUGGCGGUAGAAGAAUCGACAACGGCCAGUACUUCCGUCGCCACUCCGCCAAAGAAGCGCAAAAUUUCUGACGUUUCUGAUCUGCCAUUUGAGCUCGCGGCAGCGCCGGUAGAGCACGUAGAAGAUGAGGAAGACAAGAACCUGCCAACGCCAUCUAACGGUGGCGGGGGCACGGAUGCAGGACGGAUGGAUCGGUUACGGAUCGUCGAGAGUUGCCUGCCGCAAUCGGCGGAAGAGUCUUCUAAAUCACCAAAGAUUGUCGAGAGUUCAUUACCAGGUUCGGUUAUUGUCCGACAUCCACAACCGCCACCACCCCUGGUUUCAUCGGAAGCGCCUGACGAUGGUGUCCAUUCCGAGCCGGAAAUCAUGAUUCUGUCGCAUCCUCCUCCAACAACGUCUCAACCUAUCGCCAAAGUGGCUGUGCGCAGUGAUUUGACUCAUCCAGCCGACGGAGAGGUUCCAGUUGAAAUGAAGGAACAGUUGAAAGCGGCAGCAGAAUCUACCAGUUUAAAUCUAGCCGGAUUAAUGGCAGCCGGCGAUCGAGCUAAUCUACUGGCCGCCUUUUCAGCUGCAGCUGCUUCCGGCGAUUCCAAACAACUUUCGGCACUCGGCGAUUUCGCUAGAUACGCACAACAGUUGGAUGCAACAAGCGGAUCGGCUGCAAAGCUGAACCGGAAUAAAGAAUCUAAAAAUCAUGCGGGCAGUGGUGAAGUGUCAAAAGACGGAGACAUCCGGCGACCGUCGGUCAUUCAAAAGAACUCGGUCGAUGGAAGGACAAGUAAAAGCGGCCAGCAAUCGAGCGGAUCGUCGUCGGCGCAGCCAACAGAAUUGGGUUCACCACCUCCAGCUCAUAGUCAGAAACCAGUCACUUUGCCCAGCAUUCCGGCCGGAGAAGUUCCGGCUUCGGAGCAGCUGCGUCAGUGGUACGCACAAAUGCUUUCGGACAAAGCGACGGGCGGCAAUCCAUUGCCGGCCAGCGCUGCCGCUAUGCUGGAAUUAACUCUGAGGCCACCUGCUCCGGCGGCAGCCACUCCGUCCAUCUUCGUCCCGUCCCGACGCAUCUACGUCGAUCCCAAUUUGGACAUCAAGAAGAACCGGAAUAGCACCGCCCUUGCGGCUGGAUCGUCGUCUGCUAUUCCGGCUGCACAUUCGAAAUUAGCUAUUCAAUCUAGUAAUAAAAUGUCGCCGACGCCAAUCAAUACGGGACCACCUCCUCUUCAAAACAUCACUCCGCCUCGUCCGGCUGCAUCUCGACCGGUUGCAGCUCAGACCAACCACGUCCGCGGUUCCACUGCACCUCAGUCACUCGCACCCGCGGCACGGCCUGCCGCCAUUCCACUGGUUGACUUGACUAGCCGAUCCAUCAACAACAUGAAAGCGGAAGAUCAUCAUUCCAGCAGGAAAGCCUCGCAGCCAUUUGGCGCUCAUCCUUCUAGCCAAAUGGAAAUGAAUGGCAAACCUUUGCUGGAUCUGAGCGCACACCAACAGAAUAAGCUUCCAGGUCUACCCAAGUGGAACAGCUCUCCGCGAUCCGGCGAUGUGUCUAUCAGCCUCAACGUCAAAAUCGAUGGCGUUGGAUCGGAUGCGAAAACAUCCAGCGGCGCCAGUAGUUCAAAUGCGCAACAACGCCAUUCCGUUUCUGUCGUUCCACUCGUCAAAGAAGAGAUGUCUAAUUCUCGGCAGCACCGGAAGGAGAAGGAGAUGAUGCGGAUGGAUCGCGUUUCCGUCACGCCACAGCAACAACAACAACAACAGCACCAGCCAGCAGCAGCAGCUAUUACAACAGCCGCAAGCGCAGCCACAAGCGCAGCCGCAAAGUUAUCCGCGAAUGGUUGACAGCUUAGUGACGAUGAACGCCUCCUCGAGUGGCGCCUCCUCUGUGACCAAAUCCGGACCAAUAAUGGCAUCUUCGCAUUACGGUGGAUCGUCUUCUUCCGGGUCCAGUAAGCCGACUACAUCCAGUUCGUCUGCUGGCCUCCAUGCUGGCUAUCCAGCGUUACUCGAUCCGGCACUAGCGUCCUACUAUUCGUCGUUCUACUCGUCGCACAUGUACAACCUUCCGGCCGGAGCUUUCAUGGCCGCUGCGGCUGCUGCGGCACCGCCACAACUUCAACACACGCCAACUUCGUCGGCCAUGUUCCACCACCAUCAUCACCAGCAGAUGAUGCAGUCAAGCGCGGCGGCUGAAGUGACAGCUCAAGUCUACAAGGACAUGAUCCAGCGCGGAUACCCACCAGCCUUGGCACCGGUACUUCCUCCCGGAUUAAGUGGUCUGCCUGGAUUAAGUUCUCUAGGAUCUUUUGCCGCCUCCAUGUACUCGCCAAUGGGUGGAGGCAAAGAUUCAACUCCGGCCGAACGUUCUCUCCCCAAAUCAUGAGAGUUCCCAUUAUUUUAUGACGACCUUGUGAAGAUACAGUCUUUAAAAAAAGCAAACAAAAAAACUAACAAUUGAUUUUGGGUGUGUGCGUGCGUGUGUGUGUGUGUGUGUUUGUGUGUGUGUGCACCGACGUGUAUGUGUGUCAAGGAUUUGUAAAUGGAUAGAAGCUUCUGUAUUUGGAGGCUACCGAUGGAAUCGAUUCGCAAAAAUUGUUUUUGAUUCAACUGAUUUUAUUUUUAGGCUUGUAAUGCCUGAAAUGAGUCCGGUCUUUGCGCCGUUUCCAUCGUUUUUAUUUGUCCAAAUUACUGUUCAUUUUUACAUGAUAUCUCUUAAGAGUUGCAACUGUCGAGUCGAAAACAUUUUGUAUCACAGAAUCGCUUGGCAAUGAAAUUGUACAUAAGACAUUUCCCCCUUCCACCACUCUGAAUUUCGAAUUGUACGUUAAAAUUGCAUCCGUUUCUCACCAUCCUUCUUUCUAUUUUGUGUUUCUUCCUUUCUUUCCCUGUCCUUCCAUUACCUCAUUUCGUGUGUUGAUGCCGGGAAAAUGGCCGUUUCUGAGUGUAUCCCCGGCGGAGAAAACGUGAUGUACUCUCGCAAGUACACUGCAUUAUAUUUCUA
Molecule: messenger RNA, 4739 nt
Organism: Daphnia magna
Lineage: Eukaryota; Metazoa; Arthropoda; Branchiopoda; Diplostraca; Daphniidae
Product: AT-rich interactive domain-containing protein 5B
Exons: 9
Coding region: 368-3580 (1070 amino acids)
Biological process (GO): regulation of transcription by RNA polymerase II
Cellular component (GO): nucleus
Molecular function (GO): transcription cis-regulatory region binding
Source: RefSeq, a predicted model, not a curated record